CGCGGUUGCUCCCGGGGGUGGGCGGGUCGGAGCGGCCACCUCAGCACCGGGCUGGUGCGGCUGCGACCCCCGCCCCGCCCCCACCAGGCUCCCAGGCCGGUGCUGGGCCUGCGCAUGCCUGCUGCCCUGAUGCUGAGCUCCCCCACUCCACUCCAGUCUGCAGAAAUUAAACCCAAACCGGGGCUCGGCUGCCGCGGCCGAGCCUAUUCCGGAAUAGAACAAAGGUCUUAGGCCCCUAAACUCAAGGCCUAGGCUCUGUGCCUCACCUGAACUCCCCGGACUGGAAUGGGGGAGGGGCAGGGGGCGGGGAGGAGACCCCGGGGGCCUCCAGUGUCGCAGCCGGAAUGAAGCACAUCAACUUAUCAUUUGCAGCAUGCGGCUUUCUGGGCAUUUACCACUUGGGGGCAGCAUCUGCACUUUGUAGACACGGCAAAAAGCUCCUCAAAGAAGUCAAGGCCUUUGCAGGGGCUUCUGCGGGAUCCUUGGUUGCUACCGUCCUGCUAACAGCACCAGAAAAAAUAGAGGAAUGUAAUGAAUUUACCUACAAGUUUGCCGAAGAAAUCCGAAGGCAGUCUUUUGGGGCAGUAACACCUGGCUAUGAUUUCAUGGCCCGAUUGAGAAACGGAAUGGAGUUGAUUCUCCCUUCCAACGCUCACGAGCUGGCCCACAACCGACUGCACGUAUCUAUCACCAACACCAAAACCAGAGAAAAUUACCUGGUCUCCAAUUUUCCCUCCAGGGAGGACCUCAUUAAGGUUCUGUUGGCCAGCAGCUUCCUGCCCGUGUACGCAGGACUGAAACCAGUGCAAUACAAAGGGCAGAAGUGGGUAGAUGGAGGCCUCACGAACAGCCUUCCCAUCCUGCCUGUAGGCCGGACGGUGACCAUCUCACCCUUCAGUGGACGACUGGACAUCUCCCCGCAGGACAAAGGGCAGCUGGAUCUCCACGUUAAUAUCGCCAAUCAGGACAUAAUGUUGUCCGUGGCAAACCUGGUGAGGCUUCACCAAGCCCUUUUCCCACCACGCAAGACGGAAAUGGAAUCACUGUAUCGACAUGGCUUUGAUGACACCGUCAAGUUUUUACUCAAAGAAAAUUGGUUUGAAUAGAACGCUUACAAGCUUAUAACGCAAAACAGACUUCGUACUUGUUUUUUCAUUUUUGUCCAUAUAGUUGCUGAUGGAGGUUUCUAAUGAAAUCAUUUUUUAAAAAAAUCUAUCAGGAUCCUCUAUUACGAGUUUUUGUAAUAUUUGUGAUUAUUAUUACUGUGCAAGGGCACGAGAGGUAUUUUAUGAGGCAACGUCACUGAGAAGGAUGCACACAGGUCAUGAGGAGUCCUUUUCAGAGAGCAGUCAUGUCCUUUGGAGACUUUAGAAGGGUAAGCAAUUUGGGUAAACUACAGAAAGUUGAAAAUGGAGGCCCGCCACACAUGCUUUCUUCCUACACGGAAUGUGACUGCAUGCUUUUCAUGUGAAACAUGCGUGUCUGCCUGGCUUACCAGACACCCCCGGGGUGGAGGGACAGUUUGGCUUCUCAUAGGCGGAUGUGAUUGUGCCUGGUGAGGAGACAGAGUGGCUGGGACACGAUAGCGCAGAAACCCGGCAGGUUCGGACACUCACUGGGUUUUCCUUAUUCUUCAGUAGAGGUUUAUUCCCUCCCUCCCCACCUUCCUCCUCUUAAACCCCAGCCCCAUCACCCCCGCUAACGUGAUUAUCAGGCUGUUGUGAUGCUUCCCUGUUGUAAACCCUAAGCUCUCAUUAAGACUUCUGUCUCUUUCUCCAUAUCUCUAUCUCUUUCACCCUAUGUCUUGGUCUCUCUCUCUCUGUCCUCUGAGGCCGCACGUCAGCAGACGUUUAGCCAUUAGUGUAGGUACUGGAAACAUCUACUCUAGGAACCUAGAAAACAUACCGCUGCAUGUGAAGAACCAAGUCAACCAAGCAGCCCCGUAAAUAAGACUUCAAAGUAAUCAUUCAUCUGUUAUUUUAAGUCACGUUAUACUGAUUUAGUUCUUCCAUUUCUGAGUAGCAGUCCUAUCACUUUGAGGAUUUGCAUGUGGGUUUAUACUAAUUCGUGGACACUGUUUCAAGUCUUAAAUCUGUUUUUAUGGGGCUUUGCCAAGCCUAAACUCUUAAUUACUAAGAGGCAGUUAGAAACAAACCAGUUUCAUUGCUUGUCUUUAAUUGUUAUGCAUUUCUCUUUUAACAUUUGAAACCAUUCUUUAAAUCAGUUUUAUGGCUCUUAAAAGCUCCAAAUACACAAUUUUUAGCACAUAACCACCACCGAUUGCCUCUUUUCUUAUGAGUUAUACACAGACUCAUGAUAGGGCAGUGAUACUCCUUGGGGUAUAUAUUUCUUGUUAGGUAGUUCAAUCUUAAUACAUUCUUUUAUAUAUGACAUGAACAUUUUCCAUUAGUUUCCCAUCUGUCUGUUCACUAGAUUUCCCCCCUUUUAUCGUUUCAUGUGACUAUCCUACUUGUAUGAUAUUUCAAUACAUUUUUUAUGGAUGCCUGCCCUGAGCAAAAACAAAUGUUGGUAUGUUAGACAUGUAAGGUGCCGUACCAAGUACUUACGUCUUUGACAACGUUGGUGGACAAAACUUGCCUUGAAAACCACAGUAAGCUCAUGGACAGGUGAGCGUGCCGUGCAGCCAUGUUCUCCCAUGAGGGAAAAGGGGCAGUACACUGCAGGGUCUAGUUUCCACAAGCCAGAGGUGCUGGUCCGAGUUCUCGAGCGGGGCGGGUCACAAUGCAUGCUCUGUGGUGCUCAGAAUGUGUCCUCAUGCAUCUAUACUGAUGGAAACCAGGCACUCCCAGCAGACCCAGAUCCUGAUAGGUUUGCGGGGUAAUUACUGUGAUUGUCAGCCUGAUAAGUUCCCUGUCCCCUAUUGGGGCAGUUUCCUAAUGCCUUUGAAUCUGUCAUUUAAAAUUUCAUUAGUCUUUCUAUUCUUCUUUUCAGUAACACUCUUUACUUUGUAACUAUGGUAACCCCCUGUUUCCAUUGACAAUUAGAGAAACUAGAUUUGGUUUUGAAGUUAAAUAGCGCUGUAAAGGAGCAAGGAGUAUAUUAAAAGAAAACAAACCCCCUGUUACAUUCUGGUUUCCCAAUAUUGGAUGUAUUGUGUGUAUAGCAGAAGCUUGCAAAGAAACAGCCAUAUGGCUCUGGGCAUUGAACUAGGAGUCUAAACAGA
Ailuropoda melanoleuca (giant panda) is the source of this 3184-nucleotide messenger RNA. It is a transcript of the gene PNPLA4, whose product is annotated as patatin like domain 4, phospholipase and triacylglycerol lipase. Gene Ontology annotation, biological process: lipid homeostasis; triglyceride catabolic process. The transcript is spliced from 7 exons. The coding region runs from base 345 to 1106 and encodes 253 amino acids. Gene Ontology annotation, molecular function: retinyl-palmitate esterase activity; triacylglycerol lipase activity. The record is from RefSeq and is a predicted model, not a curated record. NCBI's taxonomy places the organism in Eukaryota, Metazoa, Chordata, Mammalia, Carnivora, Ursidae. Gene Ontology annotation, cellular component: lipid droplet; cytoplasm; membrane.